AGCGAGAGUUCUCUUCGCAUCUUCUGUUCUGCCACUCACUCAACUGUCAGUAGGAUGCUCUGCUCUCCAUAGUAUACUGACUUCCAAAGGUUUCGGGAUUUCAGAUUUCUGAAAACCACCCAUUUCGAUUCUCCUCUCCCCCGCUCCGCCUCUCCAUUGUUUCAUGAAAAGAAACCAGUAAUGGAGGUGAUUCACUCUGCUCCCCGCUCCCUAUUCCUUCCCGGCACAGACUCCUUGGCAAGAGUAAGAACGACGCCGAAAGCCACUCCACCUCCCAAUUUCGGCACAUUCCACGAUGCUCCUCGGAAUUCCUCCCGGCCGAUCGUCGUCUGUGUAGCGAGGAAGGCGAGCGUGGAGAUCAAAGAACCCAGCUUGGUGAUCCGAGAGCGGCAAUUGGGGAAGUUUCAGGUCUCCGAAGGGCAUCCCGCUCCGUUUGGUGCCACCGCUCGGGACGGCGGCGUCAACUUCUCUGUAUAUUCUUCCAAUGCCGUCGCCGCAGCUCUCUGCUUGAUUUCUCUGUCUGAUUUGUCCAAGGGUAGAGUGACGGCGGAGAUCCCUCUCCACCCAGUUGCGAACAAGACAGGCGACAUUUGGCAUGUGUUCCUGAAAGGGGAUUUCAAAGAUAUGCUGUACGGUUACCGUUUUGAUGGGAAGUAUGCUCCUGAACAAGGACAUUACUUUGAUCCCUCCAAGAUUCUUUUGGAUCCUUACGCAAGAGCAGUUGUAUCCAGAGAUGAAUUCGGGGUUGUAGCUCAGAAGGACAAUUGCUGGCCCCAAAUGGCCUGCAUGAUACCCUCCGGUGAAGACGAGUUUGACUGGGAAGGAGACUUGCCAUUGAAGCUUCCCCAGCGAGAGCUGCUAAUAUAUGAGAUGCAUGUUCGCGGGUAUACAAAACAUGAGUCAAGCGGAGCUGAGAAACCUGGUACUUAUCUUGGCAUUGUGGAAAAGCUUGAUCACUUAAAGGAUCUCGGUGUGAAUUGCAUAGAAUUAAUGCCAUGCCAGGAAUUUAAUGAGUUGGAGUACUACAAAUACAAUUCGGUUAUGGGUGACUACAAGUACGCCAUUUUUGUCAUUCCUUCUGAAAUUCAUCCUGUUAUCAUGCAUGUCUUUUUACUUUGGGAAAGAGAGUCUUCGUGCAGAUAACAAAAUGACUUAUAGCCAAAAAAAGCUUUAUAAAUAUAUGAAUUUUUUUGAUGAUUUGUUAGGCAGCUGUAGUCUUUGAAUAUCCACCUCUAUAGUUUUGUAUGCACAAUUGGAUGACCUCGUGGUAAAGGGAUGUAAAAACAUCCAACCCACCAUACAUUCAAACCUUAAGGCCAACCCCACUUCUAAAAAGAAAAAAAAACUUAUGCAAAUGUUUAUGUCUCCCUACUCAGGUUCUAUCCUUGUGACGGAGGUAAGUCAUCAUGACUCAAAUAAAUAUCGACAUGCUUGCUUGCCUGGAUUGUAAUGCAAGAUGUUUGUGCAUUAUGAAUCUUCUGAUUCCGAUAUGAUAUCUCUGCUUUCCUCCAGAAUGAACUUUUGGGGAUAUUCAACUAUCAAUUUCUUUUCACCUAUGACGAGAUAUUCAUCUGCUGGUACACGUAAUUGUGGCCGUGAUGCCAUAAACGAAUUCAAGCUUCUUGUUAGAGAAGCACAUAAGCGAGGAAUUGAGGUGUUCAUGGACGUUGUUUUCAAUCACACAGCAGAAGGAAAUGAAAAAGGCCCUAUCCUUUCUUUCAGAGGGCUUGACAACAGUGUCUACUACAUGGUUGCUCCAAAGGGAGAGUUCUAUAAUUAUUCAGGCUGUGGGAACACAUUCAACUGCAACCAUCCUGUUGUGCGCCAGUUCAUAGUUGACUGCUUAAGAUAUUGGGUAUUGGAAAUGCAUGUAGAUGGAUUUCGCUUUGAUCUUGCUUCAAUUAUGACCAGGGGUAGUAGUCUAUGUGAUGCUGCUAAUGUAUUUGGAAGUCCAAUGGAAGGUGACUUGUUGACUACCGGAACACCUCUUGGCAGUCCUCCAUUGAUUGACAUGAUAAGCAAUGAUCCUGUACUUCGAGACGUAAAGCUUAUUGCAGAAGCAUGGGAUGCUGGGGGCUUGUAUCAAGUUGGUACCUUUCCUCAUUGGUGUAUUUGGUCAGAGUGGAAUGGGAAGUAUCGUGAUGUUGUCAGGCAGUUCAUUAAGGGUACAGAUGGCUUUUCUGGGGCAUUUGCUGAAUGCCUAUGUGGGAGCCCCAACUUAUACCAGGCAGGAGGCAGGAAACCUUGGAAUAGCAUCAACUUUGUGUGCGCCCAUGAUGGUUUUUCGUUAGCGGAUUUAGUUACCUACACCAACAAACAUAACUUGGCCAAUGGGGAAAACAACAAUGAUGGAGAAAACCAUAAUAAUAGUUGGAACUGUGGACAGGAGGGAGAGUUCGCGAGCAUUUUUGUGAAGAAAUUAAGGAAAAGACAAAUGCGGAAUUUCUUUCUCUGUCUCAUGGUUUCUCAGUUUGUCCAACAAGAAACAAGGAGGCUGGAAGUAUGUCACUGUGGAUAAUUUUCGAGCAUAGAAAAGUGUACCGAUGCAGCAAUCCUUCAUGCCUGUACUUUCUGGGGCUAGGUUCUAUUAACAGAUUGAAGCAUUCGGGCUCAGCUUUAUUCUUACGUUGGAUGCUUGACUGGUUCCUUUUUUAGGGUGUUCCCAUGAUAUACAUGGGUGAUGAAUAUGGUCACACAAAGGGGGGGAAUAACAACACAUACUGUCACGACAACUAUAUAAACUAUUUUCGCUGGGACAAGAAGGACGAAGCAUCGUCAGACUUCUUCAGGUUUUGUCACCUCAUGACCAAUUUCCGCCGGGAAUGCGAAUCUUUGGGCUUGAAUGACUUCCCAACUGCUGAGAGGCUACAAUGGCAUGGUCAUGCUGUCGGCGUGCCUGACUGGUCAGAAACAAGCAGAUUCGUUGGCUUUUCCCUGGUUGACGCGGUGAAGGGAGAGAUCUACAUCGGGUUCAAUGCUAGUCACCUGCCGGUAACCAUCUCACUCCCUGAACGUCCAGGAUACAGAUGGGAGCCAUUGGUCGACACGGGGAAAGCUGCACCGUUUGACUUCCUUGCCGAGGAUCUGCCUGGGAGAGAGGUGGCCAUUCAGCAGCUUGCACACUUCCUGGAUGGCAAUUUAUACCCAAUGCUCAGUUACUCUUCCGUCAUUCUCAUCUUGAAGCCCGACCUCACCAGUUGCAGCUGAAAGCAAGCCAGCCAAGUCUAGAUGCAGAAUCAAGGUCGACAUUUUCCUUGUAAAUAAGAUUGUGCCGUGUCGUAGUUUGUAGUAUGUAUAGUUAGUACUGCUGCUGCUGUGCUACGGGCGUGCCUGCUUCUGAUGCUGCAAUAAUAACGAUUGGCCUUGGUCUCUUGUGCAAACAAUGUCAUUCUUGUCCAAAUAUAACCUACACAUUUCUGUGACCAGUGAGCAGCUUUGCUAGGGAUUACAAUCAAACCUGCAACUGCAGCAAGUAUUUCACCACCUCCGACCUAGUCAAUGAGGAAAUUUCGGAUUGACUGGGUAUGAGGUGGAUAAUAGGUAAAAUCCGCUAAAUAUUUGAUGGGGAUGAAGCGAGUAUAGUCUUAAAAUCCCCACCCACCCACAUACCAGCCC
Messenger RNA from Linum tenue, 3615 nucleotides. Lineage: Eukaryota; Viridiplantae; Streptophyta; Magnoliopsida; Malpighiales; Linaceae. The record is from the annotation of a GenBank genome assembly.